Colletotrichum phormii is the source of this 678-nucleotide messenger RNA. RefSeq lists its product as uncharacterized. The record is from RefSeq and is a predicted model, not a curated record. Bases 1 to 678 code for a protein of 225 amino acids. The transcript has 6 exons. NCBI's taxonomy places the organism in Eukaryota, Fungi, Ascomycota, Sordariomycetes, Glomerellales, Glomerellaceae.
AUGGGCCACCCUCCGGUCCCGAGUCGCCUAGGCAUAUUCCGCCUCAAAGAAGCCGACAUGAACACAGGACUCUUCUCGCGACGCGGCAAAAAGUACAUCUUCGCAGUGGCGGAAAAAUACCCCCUGAAUCUAGACGACGCCUUGGUCCUCAUCUAUUUCCCACUAAUACCCUACGGCUCAAGCGAGGCCAUCGUUUUUUACGAGAAGCGAUUUGAGAUUGAGAUGCGGCACUACCCGGCUGGAGGGGCGACUGCACCCUUUCACUCACUUGCGGACGUUGUUGCCAACCGCCAAGACAAAAAGACAAUCGACACCGUCAAAAUCGGUCUCAAAUUCCGACGAAGUUGGGUCGGAUCGCCAGGGUACACGGAGUGUAAAGAAGAGGCCGGAACUCCCGUAAAGUACAGGACUGAAGAUUUCAAAGUGUGGGAUGACACCAACGCGAAUAUCGUGAUGCUAUUUCACCACUUCAAUCGAGCCAAGAAACCCUCGGGGGCCAGAUUCUCCAUAGACUUGGCGCAGAAAAGUAGCGGCUCCAACGAGUAUCUCAUCUGCCAGGAGCAUAUGCUUCCGGUUCUCGCCAAGGCCACGAUGCAUGCCCUCUUGGCUUGGAAAUAUUGGACGCAUGAUCUACAGGAAGCUUCGCCGAUUCGGAGAGAUGAUGAAGGAGCCUCUUGA